GAGAUACAGUGUCUCUUUCUCCGACUAAAACAAGAGCAUUGUGCCUGUUUAUGAGACUUUACCUCCUCUGAAGUGCUGAAAUUUUUUCAUGUCAGUUUCAAUGGCCUUAAAACAUAAAGCAGACCUCACAUUCCUUAGGAUUCAGUUUUCUUUUGUUGACCUUAUCCCAUCAGGUACAUGAAUUUAACCACUGAUGAGGCCACCAGACAACAUUACACACAGAAUGAUGAAUUUAGAUCCUUUGUCUGAGGGAACUUCCUUUAGAAAAAGAUACAUACUUAACAGUAUGCAAAAGAGGGAUGCUGCCCUAGUGAAAAGAGCCCUUGUUCAAACCUUUUGGCCUCCUUUGAUGCUAAGACUGUCUGAAGUUGUCUAAUUGUUUUGUAGCUUAGAUAUCAUCCAGUGUGAGAGCAGAUAUUGAGUUUGCCUUUUGUUUUUGUUAUUUGACACAGUAUAGCUUAAAUGGAUAAUUCAGAAGGGCUGACUGCUGCUGUUUUAUUUUCUCACAUUUUUCUUUCAGUUCUCUAAAUGUGCAGAGAGAUCAGUCUAGGGUUUGGUGUUGCACAAGAACAGAUGGGUUCUCUGUAACUUUCCAUUGUAUGUACGCUUAGCUGUUUAUCUUCUCACACAUUAUUAGUGCUCACAUUUAUGCACAUUCACAUGCAUCAUGCACACCAAAACAAGCCAUUUAUGUAAAUCCUCAACAGUUGUAGCUGAGACUGAAUACACAAUAGAAGUUUAUCGCUGAUGUAUGCAUAUCAUACUCGUCACCAUCACAAGAAUUAUCUGAUUGUGUUCCUUCAAUUGAAACACCAGGAUUGUUACUGGCUGAACUCUUAUACAAGCACUUGGAAAUUAUUUAAAAGGGGCAUCUGGGAACUAUCAGCAUGUUUCUAAAUACAAGUAUUUAUAUCACAAUUCUCAUGCGCGACCAUGAGCCAGGUUUUAAGGAUUGGGAGACAAAUAUGGUCAGGGCUCAAGAAGUAUAUGAAGUGGAAAUCAGGCAAGAAUUCUGAAAAGGAAAUAACAGCAUGGACUGAGAAAGACUUUUUAAGGAAUAAGCUAUUGUUUGCUCUGGAUGGCUAAGGAAAUCUCUUCAAAGGGAAGCAGUUUCACAAAACUGUUUACUGUAUUGUUCUAUUUCUCGAGCGGUCUUGCAACAAUAUUUAUGGACCUCUGAUGUUUUUGUCUGGGUCUUGUCAUGCACUCAGGGUGACCAUACGUGGGCCACCAUGCUGGGGCAGACCGUGAGGCUUCAGCCGGUUUCCAUCCAAAGCCUCUCAGAGCUGGAAAGAGCACGUCUGCAGGAGGUGGCCCUUUACCACUUGGAAAGAAGAGACCUAGACUUUAAGAUCGGCAUCCCUAGAGAGAUUCGUAAGAGGAGGAAAUCACUACGGAGAAAGUUUGACUCCUUCUCAAAAGAAAAGAAAGAGCGUGAGUCUGCAGCCAAAGCAUUCGGUAUCCCGCUCUCCCAGGUCAUCGCAAACGACCGGGCAUUCAAGCAACGGCAGGAUGCCUUGAAAGAGAGCCGACGGGACUGUCUGGACCUGGAGGCCAGUGUUCUUCACUUCCGUGCCGAGAAAUGGCAGCACAAUGGAAACCUGCCGCUGGGCAAUACAGCCUUAUCACCUGAUGCUUCCUCCUCACCAGCACUGGAGGCCCACAGCAAACCUCCCUCAUCAGCGUUCAUGGACAACACCUCACGCACACACAGACGGGGAGGGAUGUCUGUGGACUCCAUCUCUGAUAUGGUUGAGAGUCAGUCCAGACUACUUGAAGCUCUGCAGCUCUCUCACCCUAAUGAGCUGGAGCUGAAAAAGGCUGCCGGUCGCACACAGGCCAAACUCAGUCUCAAUCCCAUCUACAGACAAGUUCCCCGAGCGGUAGAGCGCUGCUGUAAACACAUUGAGACCUACGGGUUACAAACUUUGGGGAUUUUCCGUGUAGGCAGCUCCAAAAAAAGAGUCCGUCAACUGCGUGAGGACUUUGACAUGGGGAUAGAUGUCGUGUUAGACGAAGAGCACAGCGUUCAUGACGUGGCUGCAUUACUGAAGGAGUUUCUGAGGGACAUGCCUGACCCCCUGUUACCACGAGAACUCUACCGGGCCUUCCUGCACGCUAACUUGUUGAGGGGGGCAGAUCAGUUGACAUACCUGCAGCAGUUGUUGUACCUGUUGCCGCCCUGUAACUGUGACACCCUGCUGAGGCUCUUGACGCUUCUUCAUACAGUACAGGAGAAUGCAAACAGCUCCACUGGACCAAACCAGCAGGAGAUCUCAGGUAAUAAGAUGACGGCAGCAAACCUGGCAGUGAUCUUUGGGCCCAAUCUCCUGCAGAAAGAGAGAGGAUCAGAGAGAGAGCUCAGCCCUCAAGCUCUGGGCAUAGAAGACAGCACUGCUGUCAUCUCCGUGACCCUGAUGCUCAUCCAGAACCACCAACAUCUCUUCACGGUGUCUGCUGAGCUGCAGCAGGAGGUGCUCAUGAGCCUCAUUCAGACGGACCCUGAUGUCAUUGACUAUCUGCUGCGCAGGAAACUCAGCAGUAGUAGCAGCCUGACGAUGGAGACGGACUCCGGUGGAAGGAGGGACACGCAGGCAUCUCUGGACUCUGUGGGUCUGUCCAGUGAUGACUUUUCAUCCCUGGAGCCGCUGUGUCCUCUUUACCCAGAGACAUCUGUGAUAGGAAGUCUGAGCAGUGAGGUCUUCCUCAAUAUUCUUCAUCUUAACACCAACAGGAAACGCUCCUCUGAGGUCCCACCCAAAUCCAUUGGUAAAAUGAGACAGUUUCAUUCCCACCACAACCUGAUGAGUCUGUCCCAGUCCUCUAAUGCCCAGAGUGAAGAACAAGAGCUCCAGGAGCAGAGGCAAGGCAGUUCAAGGCACACAUGCUCAGAGGAGCGCCUACAUAUCAGUCUGGGACGGCAGGACAGCGGUUCUCAACCACAGAGUCCUAGAGAGAGAGGCAUCUGGGUACGACAGAGCUCCAACGCCUCGUCCAUGACGUUAGAUGACAGCAAACCUCCAAGCAACUUCUGGGACUUUUUCACCGGCAAGAUACCUGUUGUCAGAAGAAGCCCUUCGCUGCAAAACUUCUUCAACGACCAUUCACAGUCUGAAAAAAAUUAAGUGAAAUGGAAGAUGUUUUUGGAAGAAUAAGAUAUUUUGAUAACUUUUAACCACUUGGAGAACAUGCUGUGAACUCAUGAUAUCCCUGAGCCACAAGGGGGUGAUAUUUACUGGUGUCAACAUAAAAUCU
Cyprinus carpio (common carp) is the source of this 3255-nucleotide messenger RNA. Its product is annotated as rho GTPase-activating protein 6-like. Gene Ontology annotation, biological process: signal transduction. The transcript is spliced from 13 exons. The record is from RefSeq and is a predicted model, not a curated record. Lineage: Eukaryota; Metazoa; Chordata; Actinopteri; Cypriniformes; Cyprinidae. The coding region runs from base 1233 to 3125 and encodes 630 amino acids.